AUGGCAUCAUCAUCCAACGACGAAGAACAAAAUUUAGAAAACAUGUUUGAAGAUUAUUUCGAACAACAAAUCGAAGUAAUGUACAACAACAUAGUGGACUAUCAACCGCCAGUACUGAGGAGACGAGCAUACAUAGAAAGAAACCGCGAGGAACGGCACAACCGCUUGUGGAAUGACUAUUUCAGUGACGAGCCGACAUAUCCACCUCACUAUUUUAGGCGCCGUUUCCGAAUGAACCGAUCAUUAUUCACGGGGAUUGUUAAUCGCUUCUCCAAUGAAGUUCCUUAUUUUCAACAUAGAAGAGAUGCAGUUGGCCGGUUCGGGCUAUCUCCACUACAAAAGUGUACUGCAGCAAUUAGUAUGUUGGCCUAUGGUUGUGCGGGUGAUAUGGUGGACGAAUAUCUCCGCAUGGGGAAGCCAACAAUUGUUCUAGAGGCUGUAGCUUCACAAGACCUCUGGAUAUGGCACGCGUUUUUUGGACCACCGGGUAUCUUGAACGAUAUUAACGUCCUUGAUCGGUUUCCGGUUUUUGAUGACAUUAUCUAUGGUCGAGCUCCAAGAGUUGAAUUCACCGUCAACGGUCACAAGUAUCAUAGGGCCUACUACCUCACCGGCGGUAUAUAUCCAAAGUGGCCUACCUUUAUCCAAUCCAUCUCUAUUCCUCAAGGUCCAAAGGAUGUGUUAUUUGCAGAACGUCAAGAAGCCGCCAGAAAAGAUGUCGAGCGUGCAUUUGGAGUCUUGCAAGCUCGUUUUGCAAUUAUUUGGGCUUGA
This is a messenger RNA of Brassica napus (rape), 771 nucleotides long. RefSeq lists its product as uncharacterized. Bases 1 to 771 code for a protein of 256 amino acids. The transcript is spliced from 3 exons. Lineage: Eukaryota; Viridiplantae; Streptophyta; Magnoliopsida; Brassicales; Brassicaceae. The record is from RefSeq and is a predicted model, not a curated record.